Hirsutella rhossiliensis is the source of this 2640-nucleotide messenger RNA. RefSeq names its product kinase. Gene Ontology annotation, cellular component: cytoplasm; nucleus. Lineage: Eukaryota; Fungi; Ascomycota; Sordariomycetes; Hypocreales; Ophiocordycipitaceae. Gene Ontology annotation, biological process: peptidyl-threonine phosphorylation; peptidyl-serine phosphorylation. The coding region runs from base 1 to 2640 and encodes 879 amino acids. The record is from RefSeq and is a predicted model, not a curated record. Gene Ontology annotation, molecular function: ATP binding; protein tyrosine kinase activity; protein serine/threonine kinase activity. The transcript has 5 exons.
AUGGAUCCAUCCUGGCCGCAGCCGUAUUCCGACCCGGCCGGCGCCGCGAGGCGACACAAUGGCGGCUCGCAGAUUCUGCGAGACUACACCGGCCAAGCACCGGCGCCAGCUGCCUCGGGCUACUCCUAUGACCAUGCCCAAUACCACGGUGGCGCUUCGAUCCAUGGCGCUGUCCACAACGCUGCCAACCCUGCCGCGUCUCCGCCCAUGGCAAUCGCCUCCGCCAUUCGCGACGGCAACGGGGACAUCCCCAUGCACGACGCCCUCGACGCUCACGCCGGCAUCAAGUAUCCCAUGAGACCCCAUCACCAGUCUCACAUGUCGGGCGGCCGCCCCGCGAGUCUCCACUCCCCGCAGGAGCAGCCAUCGUCGGCAGCCCAACGAUACUCGCCCAUGGACACCUUGUCGCCCACGUCGCCCUACGCCCCCAAAACGAGCCAAUUUGCGCACCCGCCGACUCACACACAGUCUCCCACCGGACAGCCUGACUACCCCCAGAGCUCGUACUUCCCUGGCCGCCCCUCCGGUCAACACUUGCCGCCCAUCACGCCAUUCGCCUCGUCACAAGAUGGCUAUCCUUCGUCGACGGUGUCGGCCCUCGACGGCAGCUUGGUCAACAACCCCAAGUCACCGCAUCGCCAGAACCCACCCGCCCUGAAGCCUGUUCCCGAGUUCAGGAAGGUGAGAGCUGUGUCAGACUUGCAGCCCAAGAAGAGCCGGCAGCCGCCGUUCCGCCGCGCCAACCCUGAAGGCGGCUUCAUCAGCCCCCUGCAAGCGCUGACCGCUCAUUUGCCCGCAACGUACCGCAUUUGCAACCCCAGCUUCAAGUACGAGACAUCGCGGAAUCCCCGCAGAGUCUUGACAAAGCCCAGCAAGGGGGUUAAGAAUGACGGAUACGACAACGAGGACAGUGACUAUAUCCUCUAUGUGAACGAUAUUCUGGGGAACCGCUAUCUCAUCCUGGAUGUCCUCGGCCAGGGCACGUUCGGCCAGGUGGUCAAAUGCCAGAAUCUCAAGACGCAGGAGGUGGUCGCAGUCAAGGUCAUCAAGAACCGGACGGCCUACUUCAACCAGAGCAUGAUGGAAGUAUCAGUGCUUGACUUGCUCAACACCAAGCUUGAUAAGAAUGACGACCAUCACCUGUUGCGUCUCAAAGACACGUUUAUCCAUCGGCAGCAUCUUUGCCUCGUAUUUGAACUCCUCAGCGUCAACCUCUACGAGCUGAUCAAGCAGAAUCAGUUCCGUGGACUCAGCACCACGUUGGUGCGCGUCUUCGCCCAGCAACUUCUCAACGGGCUUGCUCUGCUCAACAAAGCACGGCUGAUCCAUUGCGAUUUGAAGCCAGAAAACAUCCUUCUCAAAAACCUGGAAAGCCCAAUCAUCAAAAUCAUCGAUUUCGGCUCGGCGUGCGAUGAGCGUCAGACAGUGUACACCUACAUUCAGUCGAGGUUCUACCGCUCACCCGAGGUGCUGCUUGGCUUGCCAUACUCGUCUGCCAUUGACAUGUGGUCCUUGGGCUGCAUCGUGGUCGAGCUGUUCCUGGGACUCCCCUUGUUCCCGGGGUCGUCUGAAUACAAUCAAGUUUCUCGCAUCGUAGAGAUGUUAGGCAAUCCACACAACUGGAUGAUCGAGAUGGGCAAGCAAGCCGGCGAAUUUUUCGAAAAGAGACAAGACGAAUUUGGUCGGCGGACCUACCACCUCAAGAGCAUGGAGCAGUAUGCUCGGGAACACAACACCAAGGAGCAACCCAGCAAGAAGUAUUUCCAAGCCAACACGCUUCCAGAGAUCAUCAAGUCGUACCCCAUGCCCCGCAAAAACAUGAAGCAAAGCGAAAUCGAUCGAGAAAUGAACAACCGGAUCGCCUUUAUCGACUUCGUCAGGGGCUUGCUGACCAUCAACCCUCUGGAGAGAUGGUCGCCGCAGCAAGCCAAGCUACAUCCUUUCAUCACUCAACAAAAGUACACGGGUCCCUUUGUGCCCCCCAUGAACCUGAAGUCAAGCUCCCUCAACCGGUCGCCAGCUCCGGGCACGCAGCAGCAGCAGCAAGCCGAGGCUCUGAGCAAGCAGCGCGCUCAGGCGGCACAGGCUCAAGCCAGCUCGGCGGCGCAAGGGGCGUACGCCAACAUGGCCGCUGGGCAGUAUGCGCAGUCUGCCCACCCCCAACAGCCCAUGUACAGCAGCAAUGCCGUUUACAGCCCGGGGCAGCCCCACGGAAACAUGGCACCACCAUAUGGACCCCAGGCUGCCCAAUACGGCCAGAUGGUCAUGCAGCCCACGCAGCAGAUGGCCACGGCGCAGUACAGCAGCGUCUCUCAGCCGAGCAUGUAUCAACAGGGAGGCCCACGAACUAGCCGGCAAAGGGCAUCGACCAUGGAGCAGCAGCAAAGCGGAAUUCCGGCUGCCAUUCAACGAGUGGCAAGCCACCUCGACCCCAGUCAACCCAUCCGCUUGCAGCCGAGCCCUGCGUAUUACCCGCCGCCGGGUGAUGGCAUGCCAGGCGUGGAAACCACGCCAGGUCGAGCAGGUAGACGCGGAAGUAGGCAGCAGCAAGGCGGCCGGGGAAACCGCGACUUCAUCCGCAACCUCGAGGAGCGUACCCUUGAGGAGGGUUUCAUGGGCAGCCAAAACCCUUGGCAUUGA